Glycine soja is the source of this 1231-nucleotide messenger RNA. RefSeq names its product vesicle-associated protein 1-3-like. The transcript is spliced from 8 exons. The coding region runs from base 184 to 1017 and encodes 277 amino acids. Gene Ontology annotation, biological process: endoplasmic reticulum membrane organization. NCBI's taxonomy places the organism in Eukaryota, Viridiplantae, Streptophyta, Magnoliopsida, Fabales, Fabaceae. Gene Ontology annotation, cellular component: endoplasmic reticulum membrane; plasma membrane. The record is from RefSeq and is a predicted model, not a curated record.
GAUGGUAAGUUUACAAGCAGUGGGUCGCAGUCUCACACCCUCACACCCUCCUUCCUCACGUAACCAACGCCACCAGCACCAAUCCAAUGCCCUCUUUUCUCUCUCUCAUAGUCUCAUUUUCCCAUUCGUUCACUCAUAGUUCCUAACACACACUGUCUCUGAUCCUGCAUUAUUGUUGACAACAUGGCCACGGAGCUUCUCCAAAUUGAUCCCCCUCAGCUCACUUUUACCUUUGAAUUGAAGAAACAGAGUUCCUGCUUGGUUCAUCUCAUCAACAACAACUCUUCUCACCAUGUCGCCUUCAAGGUCAAAACCACGUCGCCCAAGAAAUACUGCGUCAGACCAACUGUCGGCAUCGUCAAGCCACACGGAACAUGUGAUUUCACCGUUACUAUGCAGGCUCAGCGCACAGCCCCACCUGAUCUGCACUGCAAAGACAAGUUCCUCGUUCAAAGCGCGGUUGUCCCAAAAGGAACAACCGAGGAUGAAAUCUCCUCUGACCUGUUUGUCAAAGAUAGUGGAAGGCUUGUUGAUGAGAAGAAGCUAAGGGUGGUCCUCAUUAACUCACCUUCUUCCCCUGUAAAUGGAGAUCUCAAGCAGGAUCCACCCAGUCAAAUGCUUCCCUCCCUUACAGCUGAAAAAGGUAUGGAAGCAGCUCAGGAUAUGGAGGAGGAUGGAGCUGAUAAGGGAACUUUUCCAAGUACAAGGAGUGUUGAGAAGGUGGGGGACAUGAAGCAAGUAAAUGAUGCUGUGAAUUUGAGUUUUGCUACUAAGGAUUCCGAGGAAUUGAAGUCAAGGUUGAGUAUAAUGGAUGCAAAGCUAAGAGAGGCUGAAGGAACCAUCAUGAAGUUGAAUGAAGAGAGGCGCAGGAACAUCCGAGAAAAAGAUUUGCUGAAGCAAGAGUUGAUGUUGAAGAAGAAAAUUAAGAUGAAAAGAGCUCAGGAGGGAUUCCCGUUACUGUUUGUCUGUGUGGUUUCGAUUGUCAGUAUGGCAGUCGGAUAUUAUAUUCAUCCAUAAGGGGGAAUUGAGUAUAGUCACAGAUGUUCCAAAAUCAUGGUGUUCUCCUUAAUGAUUCGAUAGAGGACAAUUCGUUGUUAAUUCUUAUGGUUACACUCGACGAAUGUUAAUAUGUGAUACGUUGGAACCUUCCUUUCUGAAUUGCUUGUAAAAUCAACUACAUCUAUUAAGAAGAGAAUCAUAAUAUGCAGCCAACUGAUAUUUGGAGCCAAAA